Molecule: messenger RNA, 320 nt
Organism: Cladocopium goreaui
Lineage: Eukaryota; Dinophyceae; Suessiales; Symbiodiniaceae
Source: the annotation of a GenBank genome assembly
GCUAAGAAGAUGGCCCUGGAGAAGAAGGCUUUGGGUGGCAAGCCCCGAAGCACAAUCCCUCAAAAGGAUCUUGGAUCUCCAAUGAAUGUGUUCAAGGGUUACGACCUUCAAGAGUUAAACAUUCCAUUGGAGUGCAGACCAGGGGAGCAGGGAUCAUACCAGGGUCGCCACGGCUACACAGCAAUUGAAGUUCUUCUCAAGAAUCGCGCCUUCGUGGUGAAGCGACUUCCAGCUGACAUGCCCCCGUCUGCUGACAAUCGGAAGGGCCAGGUCACCUGGUCGAAAUAUGAGUCAGUCUUGGCAGCAUGGAACGAUGCCAA